UGCCUAUAAUAUAAUUAUAAUAUUGUAAUAAUAAUAAUACACUGCAUCACUGUGUUCUAAAUCAGGAGCACCACGGGUAGCUGUGUUUGGCCCUGCUUGGACCCAUCCAAUAAGCACGUGCAUCACGGGCGCAUCUACUGGCACUAGCCUGUGUGGUGUUGCAAAUUACUCCACUCCGCCAUGGCACCAUCCCAUGACCUCGAGCGCGACAUUUUUGGUGAUGGCUCUGAGCUGUCUUCAGAAGAAGAUGACACCCCCCAAAAUCGCCAACGCCAGAGCCAGGGGCGUCUUCCCGCUGUAGAAGAGGACGCCUUUGGCUCCUCGGGCGAGUCUAGCGAGGAUUAUGUCCAAGAGAAACCCAAGAAGCAGAAACGCAGGCUCAAGUCGCGUGGCGCUGCCGAUGUCGAUGAUGGCCAGCCAGCUCGAAGGAAGCGUAAGCGUAAGCAGCAGCUCACAGAAGAAGACCUCAAUGAGCUACCGCCAGAAAAAGCAAACAAGCUGCGCCUUGAUAUGCAAUUUGAUGCGAUCCUGAAAUCCAAGAAAUCCAGGCCAAAGAAACGUAAGAACGACGAGGACGUUUUGGAUCCCUACGCCGACGAAGAAGUCUCACGGCUGCGGGAGGCGAUGCUGAACGCAGCUGCGGACGACGAACAGGCUAACCGCGACAAGCUUCCGGCUACCAACAAACUAAAACUAUUACCUCAGGUCAUGGAGGUCUUACGAAAGCAAUCUCUCUCACAGUCUAUAAUGGACAACAACCUUUUGGAAGGCGUACGCAGGUGGCUCGAGCCGCUGCCAGACCGAUCUUUGCCCGCGCUAAAUAUACAACGGGACUUCUUCCCUAUCUUGCGGAAGAUGGAGUUCAUCGACAGCGAUGUGCUCAGAGGAUCUGGCUUAGGGCGCAUCGUUCUCUUCUAUACGAAAUGCAAACGUGUCCAUCCUGACAUACAACGCAUCGCCAACGAUCUCGUCUCUACGUGGUCCCGUCCCAUCAUAAAACGUAGCGCAUCCUUCCGUGACAGAGUUAUUCCCGUUGCACAGGACGACACUAUCGAACGCAGCAAUGAGCGUUUGAAUGCCAUCCUCGCCCGCGCCAAAGAACAAGAGAAGAACCGUAUCAGGAAGAACGCCGUCAUGAUUCCUCAGCGAGACUAUACUAAUUACACUGUCGCCCCCAAAGCUACAGCUGGUUUGAGGAAAAACGAUGCUGUCGAUCACGACGUCUCUCGCAGGAGGGCCAACAAUGAACGGCUGAGAACGCUGUCCAGGAAAAUGUCCACGCGGCCAUGAUGCUGCCAAGCAAUUUAGGAGUUUCAGUGCUCAUAUAGGAGUAUUUGUACCUUGUUUCCGGGUAGUGGUUUCCAUAUUUUUCUAGUAGCUUGAUAUAGGGUAGCACAUUUCCUUUGUUAUUCCACCGCUUUUCGGCAUUCGGUUGAUGCCGAUGUACUUGGCGACGUGAUGUCGACUCAGGGG
Pisolithus orientalis is the source of this 1473-nucleotide messenger RNA. Its product is annotated as transcription factor iws1. Gene Ontology annotation, cellular component: nucleus. The transcript is spliced from 5 exons. Gene Ontology annotation, biological process: poly(A)+ mRNA export from nucleus. The record is from RefSeq and is a predicted model, not a curated record. Bases 181 to 1290 code for a protein of 369 amino acids. Lineage: Eukaryota; Fungi; Basidiomycota; Agaricomycetes; Boletales; Pisolithaceae.